CAUCCCUCCUCGGCAUGUCAAAAGAAAGCAACCAUCAAAGACCCGGUGGACCUCCACCGUUACCUCCCUCGGCAGCUGUCUGGCGCGAACUUCUUCGUAUCAGAGGACGUCGGAGACGACGAGUUGCCUCCACCUUCCUACGAAUCUGUCACGGCUGAGUCGUAUGGAAAUGACUCUCUCACGCUCUCUCAUAAUGAUCCGAGAUCGAGGUCGACACAGUCAUUACUGCCAUCACCAUCAGACGAACAAGGUGACAGGAGAAAGUUGCUCUUGAUAUUCAUUCAUGGGUUCAUGGGAAAUGAGACCAGCUUCCAAAGCUUUCCUGCUCACGUACAUAGUCUUGUAGCGGCUCUGCUGUCAGAAACUCAUACUGUCCACACAAAAAUCUAUCCGAGGUACAGAUCANAAAAGAAGAUCGAAUUUGCCCGAGAUGAUUUCAGUCGCUGGCUGAGUCCGCAUGAAGGGCCGACCACAGAUGUCAUUCUGCUGGGCCACAGUAUGGGUGGUUUGCUCUGCGCUGAAGUGGCCUGGAUACCAUCUCUUGCAGAUGGAUCUUUACGCCAUCGCCUGAUCGGCACUAUCAACUUCGAUGUUCCUUUCUUGGGUAUGCAUCCUAGAGUCGUCAAGGUUGGCUUAGCCAGCAUCUUCAGCCCAGCUCCCUCCAAAUCGCCACAGGACCAUGACAAUACGCCUUCUGCUUCGAGCAUGCAAACUGGUGGAGACUAUUUCGAUGACAGACCAUCUGCGAGCACUUCCACAACCAGCCUCAAGAGCCCACAAAGUUCGUUGUCGCCGUCUCAGAUCGAUCCUAAUUACAAUCCAGCUUUUAAGAAUGACGUGAUUCUUCCGGUCAGAAAGGGAUGGGAAGGAGCUUGGUACUUCCUUAACAAACACUCCAGUGAUCUCAGAACAGCUACCAAGCAACUGGUCAAAUCUCACCUAGAAUUUGGAGGUGCUAUGGCAGACUACAGUGGCCUCAAGCUUCGCUAUACACGUAUCAGAGGCCUGGAAGAGCAGAGUGAGAGGACCAGAAAAGCAGUAAUAGGUAGCUCUGUCGCUCCUCCCAGGGUGCGUUUCGUCAACUACUACACUUCCAGCACGGGUCGUCCCAAGAAACCGAAAACACCGACCUCGCCCGAAGCAUCCGUCACGACUCCCACAUUGACCACCAAUGUUACUGAUGUAGACCAUAAGACGACUGAUCUGGAUGGGGAAAAUACAGUGGCCACGAACAAUACUCAUGAGCUCGAACAAGAUCCGAAUGUCGACACGAAGCUGCCAGAAAAGUCUCCUGAAGUCCCUGCUGAAGGCCUUGAAUCUNUACCACCCGUGCCCGACCCGCCAGCCAAACCCGAGAAGCCACCAUUCUUCGCAGACAAGGAGACUCGAAAAUUGGCCGAAAAGGAGUACGAUAGAGUCUUGAAGCUAUACUUCCGAGCCCUCAAGGACCGCGAGAAGGCACUUCGAGAUCAGGAGAAGCUAGAGAAGAAGCGGGAGCGACAAGCAAUCAAGGAAGGUAAGAAGGCGGAGAAGGAGGUCAUCAAGAAUGACAAGAGCAAGGAAAAGGAGCGCAAGAAGACUAUUGAGAGAAGGGAAACAGAUCAGGAGAGCGUCCUGGCAAGUGAGCAAAAGAAGCACAGCAAGNAGUGGAAAGCCGCUUUGAAUCAUUCUUGGAAUGAGGAAGAUUCGACGAUCGAGCCUCUUUCGAGGCGCGAAUCAUCUAUGCAAUCUACUGUCCUGUCCACCCAAGAAUCAAGGACCCCUUCUGGCGAGGAGCAGAAACCUUUCAAAGACCGCACGUUCUGUACUCUUCCGCCCAGAGACGGCUCUGGUAUUAGAGAUCCUACUUGGGUUCGAGUACUGAUGAAAGACGUUGAUCUGGUCGAAGCGCAUUGCGGGCUCUUCUUCCCUGACCCGAACGACGACAGGUACGAGAAGCUAAUUGGCGACGUGGGCGAGAGAGUCUGUCAAUGGGUUGGUGAAGCAGAAAGCGAGAGAGUUGCGCGAGAGUUUGAAGCACAAGGC
Aureobasidium musti is the source of this 2025-nucleotide messenger RNA. NCBI's taxonomy places the organism in Eukaryota, Fungi, Ascomycota, Dothideomycetes, Dothideales, Saccotheciaceae. The record is from the annotation of a GenBank genome assembly.